AAUACCGAAAUAAAUAGACAGGUUACUUUUUUAUAUAACAAGUAUGCGUUAUAGUUUAAAAUGCAUUUGUUAACUUGUAUACAUGUAGUGUGAUGACGCAGUAACAAAGAUGGGACUAGGAGCUAGUGUUGCGAGUAAAAACAAAAACCUGACUCAAAGUCAGACUACUGAUAACAAAUCUAUGGACGAUGUUCCUGUCAUUUUGGAGCUAAAAAAUGAUGUGGCUAUGUUAGAGAAGGCUGUACACGACGACAAGGCGCUUGAUGCUUUUAUCGAGGGCACUCAGACGCUUUCAACACGUGCAUCGCCGAUAGCAGACGACAAAAACGUCGUAGUGACUGAUUACGUUCAAACGACAUCCAGACGACUUGAGAAAUACCUUGAUAAUAUCGAAGAGAAUGUUGAAAAAGUCAAAGAAACGCUUGAGGCAUUUCAGAAGGCGGUAAUGGCCAGAUGUCAGCAGUAUUCAGAAAACGAGAAACACAAUAAACAGGGCCGGGUGAGACUACAACUACGUGUGGUGGAUGACUUGUUGAACGGGGCAAAGUCGCGACUGCAGGCGGUCAAGGGCGAUAACUCCUCCAGCAACCAGAUAAAUGCAUGCAAGCGACAGGUGCAAGAGCUACAGCUCUUCCGGUCAGAUUUGCAAGCUGGUAAGGUCAAGGACGGCGCUUCCGGUAAGGGUGACAGGAAGGACCACCUGGGUGGUCUUUUGCAAGGAGAGAGCGGAAAAGAGGUUUUGGAGGAUAUUCUAAGAUGGAGGGAUGAGACUUUACGACUGAGAGGAAAGUAUGACUCUCUUUUGGAUAAUAAUGAAAAACUUGUCCAUGAGAGUGAAGAGCAUAUUUCUACGCUCCAAAUCACGAACAAGAAACUGAUAAGAGAACUUUCUGAUCUCCGGGGCGAGACAGUUACUGUAGACGCGAAAGCGGAAAAAGCGAACGAAAGAGUUCAGAAAAUUGAAGAAAAGCUACUUGAAGAAAGGCUUAGUCAUGAAGUCGAGAUUAACGCAUUAAAAGCGAUGCUUGAAAAGAGAGAUGCGAUGUUAGCGACGUUAGUAAGUGGAAAGGCUAGUAAACCAGGAAGUCCAGAACCAGAGAAGGGUGCAGUUAGACUCACUCCAGAGGGAUUUCUUGACGAAACAGAAACAAAAGCUAAUACAGAUCUUCCAGUUAAACAGGAGGAAGAAAUAAUUGAAGAUGAUAAUGUUGAAAAGCUUAAACCUACUGAGGAAACUCCAAAUGAGAUAGGUGAGGUUGAUUCUUUCAGAGAAUGGAUAAAGGCGUUUGAUGGCCCUAAAGAUGAAGCAGUUGCCGUAAGUGAACAAUCACAGACACAAGAAGAGAAGGAAGAUGCGCAUAUUAAAUCUACAUUGGAUAAAUUACAAGCAGAAAUGAUAGAUACUAAUGAAGGCGAUGUUGAUAGUGAGUGUGAAGAUGACGACAAAAAAGCCACUCCCGAUGAAAAUAAUCAGGAAGAUAGUUAUAUUGCUGGUGUACCACAACAGAAAGAUGUAGAUGUGAAAAUGAAACCACAGAAAGUUAAUGAAAAGACACAUGCAAACACUAGUAGGACCAAUGAAGAACAACCUGUAAAACUCUCUUUAGGGACGAAUGAACAGCCUGAUGAUGUUGUUGUAGUUGAAGAGGGGACGACAAAGGAAAUUAUCUUUCGACGUAAUGACGGCGAUAUUGACGGCAGUUUCGCGUACCACCGCGGCGUCGGUGCGGUGAUCCGGACGUCAUGUUCGACGUUCGGGGUGGACAGCGUGACGUGCGAGGUUACUGAUGCCGUCGGAACUGACAUGCUUCCGGAUCUUAUGGACGGCGAGCGGCCAGUCAGCUUCCACAUAAACUUUCAGCAGAAAUUCGAGUCACAUUUUAAACUUAAGGCGGAUGACACACUGGCAGUGUAUGUCCCGCACCGGCCCGUAGGCGCGGGGGAAGAGGUGUGUCUCGUGCAACGCGUGGAUGGUGGAGACUGGGAACCGUCCGACCCGGCCGUCGACGCUCCGGCUUCCCUAGACCCGUCCAUACCCUUCGUUGGAACUGUCCUGCACGAGAUCACAGACAUCAAGCUCGUUGUCAUUGCGCGUGAGAAGGCUGAUCACGUGAUCGCUGGUGAGGAUGACGUCAGACACGUGUGUACGGGCGAUCCGAGCGUUACCUUAAAUAUCAGCAAAGCGGCCUUCAAGUCCCGGACAGAGGUUAAGGUCAUGGUUCACCAUCGUCACAUCCAGGCCUUGCCGUCUGCCAUCCAGUUGCACGAGGAAUGCGCGCGCAUCGUCACGUGCACGGCCUACGUCGCGCUCGUGUGUGAACACCUUACAUGCGAGGAUAUGUACUUGGCCAUGGAACUUCCGGAGGAAACGGGAAAACCGGAUGUAGCAGGGGAGACUGAGUGCAAGUUCACGAUGUUGAGUCUGGAGGACGGCGGUUGGCGGCUGGCAGACUGCACUUGGCGCCGUGAGGACCGCCUCCUGCACGUGCAUCUCCCUGCCGGGGCCCGGAAGUACAGACUCUUGGGUCUGGAGCUGCCCACGUCCCUCACGGUUGAGGAGCGGUUGGCUGCGGCCCGGGCGCUGCACGAGCAUACUGAACACUAUCUUGCGCGCCUCCUUUUUCGACAGCGCCAAGACGCACCCGACCAGGCUGUUCUCAUAUGCCUCAGGGCUCCACAUGUUAGAAAAGGUAUCCACCAGCUGGCGGAAGCAGGCUACAAUGUAGGCGGGUUCCCUAGCACCCAGGUGUGCAUGGCGGACGGCGACACCCUUUCACUAGAGUUCUCUGGCGACAUCUCAGCCCAGCCUGUUAACGCCGACAAUCUAAGCCUGACAUUUCACUCGCAAAAAGAGAUCGCGUCCCGACAGUUGCGUCUUGUUCCAACAAAACAGCCCCUUGGCGGCGACGGACCCACCGCAGCCAACAUGGUGCAAGGAUGCUUGAACGUCCUUCGUAACGGCGACCGAGAGACUAUUCUACACGGUGAGACGGUGUAUUACCCGCGAAGUGGCGUGUUUGACUCGGCGUUUCUCGAGGAAAAUGACGCUCUCGCGAAAAGAGCGGCAGCGGAGACGGCAACAUCCCCUAGACGGACGGACGGACAGAAAGAACAAGGGGUCUUGAAACAGGAUCAAUGAAAUGAUAAACACUAUUUCGGUUUAAGUUUGUUAUUAUGCAGCUGAUAACUUGCGGAGUUUUAUGUUGUUUUUUUUCUGCCUGUCAUUACUUGUUUGAGUAUGGCUUUGUGCGUGGAAGUAAAUUAUUUAUUUAUU
Messenger RNA from Mya arenaria, 3274 nucleotides. RefSeq lists its product as uncharacterized. The record is from RefSeq and is a predicted model, not a curated record. Bases 110 to 3139 code for a protein of 1009 amino acids. NCBI's taxonomy places the organism in Eukaryota, Metazoa, Mollusca, Bivalvia, Myida, Myidae. The transcript is spliced from 11 exons.